This is a messenger RNA of Mus musculus (house mouse), 2046 nucleotides long. RefSeq names its product ADP-ribosylation factor 1 (gene Arf1). Gene Ontology annotation, molecular function: protein domain specific binding; GTP binding; GTPase activity. Lineage: Eukaryota; Metazoa; Chordata; Mammalia; Rodentia; Muridae. Gene Ontology annotation, cellular component: cytoplasmic side of trans-Golgi network membrane; Golgi membrane; postsynaptic density. Bases 378 to 923 code for a protein of 181 amino acids. The record is from RefSeq and is marked validated. The transcript has 5 exons. Gene Ontology annotation, biological process: intracellular copper ion homeostasis; protein localization to Golgi membrane; retrograde vesicle-mediated transport, Golgi to endoplasmic reticulum.
GUGGGAGCGAAACCAACGCCUGGCUGGGAGCAGCCGCCGCGGAGGUGAGACGCGGGGCGCGCUGAGGCCGAAACUGGGGAGGCCGCGGGCUGGUCAUCGUGGGAGUCAAGGGGGCGCUCAGCUGCGGCUGCUAAGGACCGAGUCCGGUCGGGCGGCCUGAGGUCUAUGCUCAGUGAGCUCGGCGGCAGGCCGGACAGAGGAUCGGGACGCCCCGGAGUCCCGCGUCGCCCACGGCCGCUUGGCCCUCCCCCACUCCGCGGCCCUUACGCCUGCCUGGCCGCCCGCCGCGGGCCGCAGCCCGGAAGUCCGGCCAGGACGCCGGCUCUUCUCCAGGAAGCCAGGUCUUUGGCCAGUAUCGAUUCCACCUGUCCACAAACAUGGGGAAUAUCUUUGCAAACCUCUUCAAGGGCCUUUUUGGCAAAAAAGAAAUGCGCAUUCUCAUGGUGGGCCUGGAUGCUGCAGGGAAGACAACAAUUCUAUACAAACUUAAGCUGGGCGAAAUUGUGACCACCAUUCCCACCAUUGGUUUCAAUGUGGAGACUGUUGAAUACAAGAAUAUCAGCUUCACCGUGUGGGAUGUGGGCGGCCAGGACAAGAUCCGGCCGCUGUGGCGCCACUACUUCCAGAACACCCAAGGCUUGAUCUUCGUAGUGGACAGCAAUGACAGAGAGCGUGUGAACGAGGCCCGUGAAGAGCUCAUGAGGAUGCUAGCUGAAGAUGAGCUCCGAGAUGCUGUUCUCUUGGUGUUUGCCAACAAGCAGGACCUCCCCAAUGCCAUGAAUGCGGCCGAAAUCACAGACAAGCUGGGGCUGCACUCUCUACGCCACAGGAACUGGUACAUUCAGGCCACCUGUGCCACCAGCGGGGACGGGCUCUAUGAAGGACUAGAUUGGCUGUCUAAUCAGCUCCGGAACCAGAAGUGAACCAGACCCCUCCCUCCCCCUCACUUCCUCUUCUCCGCCCUCAGCUUUCCUCUCAUGUGGCAAACGUGCGACUCUGUGGUCCUGAGUGCCAGAAGCUGUCUCCAUGGGUUGGUCACAGUGUGCAUCGCACCGUGCUGUACAUGUGCAGACGCAGCCUGCAGCCAGGUUUUUAUUUAAUGUAAAUAGUUUCUGUUUCCACUGAGGCAGUUUCUGGUACUCCUAUGCAAUAUUACUUAGCUUUUUUAUUGUAAAAAGAGAAUCAACUCAACUGUCAGUACUGAGAAGGGAUUUGGGUGUAGGGGCACCUGGCCUCCGGGAGCCAUUGGGCUGUAGACUGGUGUCGGUAUCCAUUUGGUGGUUGGUUUUUAACCCAAACUCAGUGCAUUUUUUAAAAAUAGUUAAAAAUACAGGACAAGAACACUUGAACACACAGAACGGAGACUAUGCCUAGUGUAGGUUUUGCAGUUAAUGGCCUGAAUGCUAGAUAUCAGAUCACCUGUUUCGCUGUGGGAACAGGAGAGAAGGUGAUGAACAAACCACCAUCCGCUGCAUGGUCACAGUAGAGCCCCCGUGACUCGCCUGUCUUUGGGUCACCUGCAUUCCAUAGCAUUGUGCUUGUACUUGUGCUCACACGGUUACCUAGGGUAGGCUGGGAGCCAUUGUGGGGUGCAGGGCCUGGCUUGUACUUGGUGUGUGCAAGGCCCAAUGGCAGCCUGCAUACCCAGCCUACUCUUGGGCCCACUUGGACGCGCUGGCAGGAGGCCUGGGUCUCACCAGCAGGAGUGCGUGCAAGGUGGGAGGGUCGGUCCAUUACAGACCCACAUCCUGGAGCACCCCCAUCUCCAUGUGUGAAGUAGCUUCCUCCCUCAGCCUGCAAGGGUCCGAUUUGCCAUCGAAAGACGACCUCUACUUUUUUCUUUUGUAUUUUGAUAAACACUGAAGAAGCUGGAGCUGUUAAAUUUAUCUUGGGGAAAUCUCAGAACUGGUUUAUUUGGUGUCGUGGAACCUCUUACCGCUUUCAAUACACAAUUAGUAAUCAACUGUUUUGUAUACUUGUUUUCAGUUUUCAUUUCGACAAGCACUGUAAUUAUAGCUGUUAGAAUAAAGUCUCUUAACUAUUUGA